Darwinula stevensoni is the source of this 1124-nucleotide messenger RNA. The record is from the annotation of a GenBank genome assembly. NCBI's taxonomy places the organism in Eukaryota, Metazoa, Arthropoda, Ostracoda, Podocopida, Darwinulidae.
AUGGCAGUCUCACCAGAUGAAGUCCUUGCAGUGACUGCAGAACGUGGGCUGUUUGAAGAACCUGGGGAUGAACUUGUGAUCCUUGACGGCGUAGACAUUCUUCUUCUUCAGGGCUCCCUUCCGGCCCCGGUGUUUCAUGGGGGUUUCCCCAUUCAGGCGCACCAGGCGAUUGUGGUGGGAGCAAGGAAGGAUGGAUGGCUGGAGCAUGGUCGGCAACGCGCCUGCGCGCAUGCUUCUAGCUUCCGUGACUCAUCUCCUCAUGGGCUGAAGCAGGCAGUAGGGAGCCGCCAUCCAGGCCAGUUGGGCCUUCCUCCCACAAUGGAGCUCCCUGAGUUGAAAGUUAGCAAACUUGAUUACAUUGAAACGCUUACAGGAAACAAGGUCUGCAAGCAGUCACAUGUGUAUGCAAGUCAGAACAUUGUGCUCACUGGUAAGAAUAUCAUCAUGGAGGACAGCAUUGUCAGGGCAGACCUGGCCAACAUUCGUACCGGGAGGUACUGCAUUCUCAGCAAGGCAGCAGUGAUACGGCCUCCUUUCAAGAAAUUUAGUAAAGGAGGUGCAUUCUUUCCCAUGCAUAUUGGAGACCAUGUUUUCAUUGGGGAGAAUGCUGUAGUCAGUGCUGCCACCAUUGGUUCUUAUGUCUACAUUGGAAAGAAUUGUGUGAUUGGUCGUCGAAGUGUGCUGAAAGACUGCUGCAUGAUUGAAGAUAAUACCUACAUUCCUCCUGAGACCACAGUGCCUUCUUUCUCAAUGUAUUCUGGGAACCCUGGAAAGCAAACUGGUGAAGUGGCUGAGUGCAUGGAGCACAUGAUGGUGGACUUCACUAAAAGUUUUUAUCGGUGCUUUAAACUAGAUCCUGAUGUUCCUCCUGUCUUCACUAUAACUCCACCAAAGACAAAAUCUUGAGUUUCCUUGCUGGACAGAAGGGGAAUGUGUUUAUCUUAUUUUCUAUUGUCUUGUGCCCAUGGUAUAUUAUUAUAUGGAAGUUUCAUAAGAAAUGAAUUUUCCACAAGUAUUGCAAUCCUUAACUGUGUUUAUUUUCAGUUCCUGUUUAGUUUCAGCAAAACCUCUUCAUGCAUUUGCUUGCUUUUAACUUUUACACCAACAUUAACAAGAGUUUUAUG